AUGGCUCCUCCAGCCGGGGCGGGGACGGAGGGGAGGCCGGCGCGGCGGCGCGGCACGGGCACGGGCACCAGCCCCGGCCGCAACAAGGUGUGGGUCGAGCCGCCGGGCAAGAGCGACCACCAGACCCCGGCGCGGUCGCCGCCCCCGGCCCCAUCCCCGGCUCCGGCGGCGGCUAAGAGGGUGGCCGUGGUGUACUACCUCUGCCGCAACCGCCACCUGGAGCACCCGCACUUCAUCGAGGUGCCGCUCGCCGCCCCUGAGGAAGGUCUCUACCUGCGAGAUGUGAUUAACCGCCUCAACGUGCUGCGGGGGAAGGGCAUGGCCUCCAUGUAUUCCUGGUCCGGCAAGAGGAGCUACAAGAACGGCUUCGUGUGGCACGACCUGUCCGACGACGAUCUGGUGCUCCCCGCGCAGGGCAACGAGUACAUCCUCAAGGGCUCCGAGCUCCUUGACCGCUCGCCGCCGCCAGAUCGGCAGCAGAAUGGCGCUAGCAACCCAAAGGUGGAGGGCCUGAAGCACUGCAAGGAAGAGUCCCCACAGUCGCGGGGCUCGCAGGAAGGAUGCUCGUCGUCGUCGUCGCCGUCCGCCGCUGGCAAGGAGAUCUCACUUCCGCCUGCCACUCCACGGCCACAGCAGCAGACGCAAUCAACAGCGCUGCCGUCGCCGUCGGCUUCCACCAACCACGAGGAUGAGCUGUGCCGGACCGCGCAUUCAGGCUCGUCCGGCAACCAGUCCCCUGAACCUGCAGGGAGAAACGCUCCACUGUCAGAGGCAAGCUCCCCAGGACCUUCGGAGUACAGGGUCUGCAGACCCAUCGGAGCUCAGGAUGCGGCCACACAAACAGAUGAUAGCGAGAGGGAUGUUGCUGAACACCAUUCUCGCGUGGCGGGAGUGUCCAUGGAUACGGCGUCAGAUGCUGAGAUUCAGGAAUGUCAUCAGAGGAGCUCGAUGCUGUCACCGAAGGCACCUGAGAUCGUUCAGGAGUCGCCGGUCGUGUGUUCCUCUGAUGCUUCGCCUGGUGGCAGAGUUGAGACCUUGGAGUCCCUGAUACGAGCGGAAGCCAGUAGGAGGAGUAGCUUUAGGACGCUAGAGGAGGAACACAUGCUUGGCCCAAUGGGUGUGAAACUGAAGCCAGCCAAUUUGCUAAUGCAGAUCAUCACUUGUGGGUCUAUAUCUGUGAAAGAACACCGAGGCUUUGGGUUCAUCCCAUCGUACAGGCCUCGGUUUACACAGGUUGAGUUCCCUUCUGCAGUGUUCUCCACUCCUGUGGCAUUGCGACACCUUGACAAAAUCCCUUGUAAUACAAGAACAGUUGGGUUGAGAGCUCCAGAGUCUGAAUGUUUCAGUGGGAGCUUGGUUGAGACCAAGAAGCAGGACGAGUCUGGGAGAGGAAUCAGCUCACUCAAACGCUCAUCAUCUUAUGAUGAGGAUAGAGUUUAUAGAGCAGCACAUUCCAAAAGUGAUACAGAAAGCUCUUGCGAGUCAGGUAGUUUCAGGUGUCUUCCCCAGACUAUCAGAAUCAUAUCAUGUAAGCAAUCGAGAUCUGGAACAAUACUCUCCCCUGCCUCUGAUGUGAGAAACAGCUCUAGUCAACAAGAAUAUAGCACUAGAUCCUCGCCACUGGGUUCAUCAAAGAGUGCAAGCAAUAGGAUGACUGAUCCAUCACUGGGUAAACUAUCUUCUGCGAGAGUAGAGUCAUUCCACGAGGACAAGGACGUGAUCAAGAUCGAAGAAAGUUGA
Miscanthus lutarioriparius is the source of this 1740-nucleotide messenger RNA. The record is from the annotation of a GenBank genome assembly. NCBI's taxonomy places the organism in Eukaryota, Viridiplantae, Streptophyta, Magnoliopsida, Poales, Poaceae.